AUGGCCCGACGAAAGAAACGAACCACUUCGACCCAUAACAACAACAACAACUCUUUUUCAAGUGCCGAAGAAGAAACAAUAGAAGUUGAAACUACAAACACAACAACAACGACCGAAACAGGAUCAACAAAUAAUUUGUUGGACCUGGGAGAAAUUUCGGAGAGUCAGUCUCAUGAAGAAAGAAAUAAUCAUCAUCUCACAAAAGAUAAUGAGCCUCAUCAUCCAAAUACCCAGAAUAGCACACACUUCAUGACCACAAAUAAUACGAGCUUGUAUGAUGAUGAGGAUCAGCAACAAACUGGUUUUUCAAUGAGUGAUCCAUCGUCAAUAUUGUAUCAUCUUGAUGACCAUACUCGACACUAUCAAAAUUCCGAACAUGAUUCCUCGUCUAUUUUACAAUAUGGCAAUAAUAACGAUACCAAACAACCUCAAUUUUCCACCACAUCAGGUGCACGAUAUAUUAACCCAUACGAUAAUAUGGAAGAGGAGGAAGUGAUGAGCACUCAAAAUAAUUUCAUGUCUUCAUCUUUACAUGAUUAUAAUGAUGAAAGAGAAGAAUCAACUCCAAACAUUGAAACAGAACAUCCGCUGAUUGAGUCGAAAUUUAGUAGCGCUCAUUCAGCAUUAACACCAAACCUGGACCCUGUCACACCCUUAGAAGCUGAGGAAAAUUUGCAAAUUGAAACAGGUAGACCUCAACCUUCUCCUUUACGGCAAAGAAGCUUUGGAAUGAAGAUUUUUGACCUAUUUAUUGCAUUCUUUCCAUUUGGAUUCAUUUCAUUUGGAGGUCCUGUUGCGAACGUUGGUCUUUUAGAGGAACAAUUUGUUUUUUCCAAAAGAUGGAUUUCUGACAAGGAAUUUACAGAGCUGUUUGCACUUUCUCAGGCCAUUCCUGGUACAGCAUCCACUCAAAUAAUUGUAGCAAUUGGUACUCUCUACUUGAAUUCUUAUUUAGGAGGAAUUAUCGCAUUUGUUUUAUAUUCACUGCCCAGUGUUACUAUUUUAUUAAUUGCUGGUGAGGUAGCCAGUGCCAUUUACAUUCCAGCAGAAAUUCCCGAGUGGGCUGGCAAAUUAAUUAAUGGAUUUUCGUGUGGAGCAUUAGCAAUAGUUAUCAAUGCUGCUUGGAAAUUGACACAAACAGCAACAUCUCCAAGCGCCAAGUUACACGUCAGUACCACCUUAUUCAAAGUGUUAAUGGUAUUCGCUUGUGCUCUCUUUUUAUUAGUACAAAAAAAUUGGAUGAUGGUCGUUGUGAUGUUUUGUGGUGCCUUCUCAACAGUCAUGUAUUCAUAUUUUGAACAAAACUUUAUUUUAAGAAGGAUGAAAGAACACAUUCCACAAGAAGAAUUGCAAAAGUUGGAAGAAAUGAAAAACAAUCCCUCUGUUCCAACAUGGAAAAAGAUUCUUAAAAAGUUUUACAUGUACAUUUCAACCUUUUGGAAAAAACGUUUAGAACAGCCAGAAAACGACUUUUCUGACACUGCUUCUACAUUGAGCUCACAAGAAUUUCCAAAAACUCCAAUCGAACUGCACAGUCAAAGAAUUAUCAUCAGCACUAACAAUAAUGGAUCACAAGAAACUCCUCAGAGCGAAAGUGAGCAAGUUGUACAGCCAAGAGAACCACUGGUGAAUAGAAUUCGAAACUUUUUCUCAAAGUUUGGAAACGACAAACCAAUUUCUGGAGUUAUAAUGUUGUGCUCGUUCUGUAUUAUAUUUUUACUGCUUUUUAUUGUGAAGCAAUUUACAAAAUGGAAGUAUUUGGUACUUUUUGAGGGUUUCUAUCGUAUGGGUUCAGCUGUUUUUGGAGGAGGUAUUACAAUUGUCCAAACUAUUCAUUCAGAAUUUGUCACCAAGCAACCUCUCAUCACUCAGGAGCAAUUUACAAGUGGCUCCGACUUGAUGAACUCCCUUCCUGGUCCCUUAUUUAACUUUUCUGCCUUCGUAGGAGCUGUUAUUGGUGGCUGGAAAGGUGGUUUAAUUGCAUGGUCUGCUCUCUUCCUUCCAGGAUUUUUCUUCAUUUGGGGAUUGCUUCCGCUGUGGAGAAAGCACCGAGAAAAUCCAAUGACGCAGAAAGUACUUGCAGGAAUUACCGCAUCAGCAAUUGGAUUUGUGUAUGCUGCCAUUUUAUUGUUGUGGAAAUCGGCAGUAGGAACCAAUGUCAACGCAUCUGUUGCUGUUUUGUUGUCGUUAUGUAUGCACUCAGUGUAUUCAAUUCCACCUCCAAUUUCAGUUGCCGUUUCAGGAGUAUUAAGAUUUUUACUUUAUCUUAUUUUUAAGGCAUAG
This is a messenger RNA of Naegleria lovaniensis, 2283 nucleotides long. RefSeq lists its product as uncharacterized. Lineage: Eukaryota; Heterolobosea; Eutetramitea; Acrasida; Naegleriidae. Gene Ontology annotation, molecular function: chromate transmembrane transporter activity. The transcript is spliced from 2 exons. The coding region runs from base 1 to 2283 and encodes 760 amino acids. Gene Ontology annotation, biological process: chromate transport. The record is from RefSeq and is a predicted model, not a curated record.